Messenger RNA from Chaetura pelagica (chimney swift), 909 nucleotides. RefSeq names its product putative mediator of RNA polymerase II transcription subunit 26. The record is from RefSeq and is a predicted model, not a curated record. The annotation marks the transcript as partial. The transcript has a single exon. Lineage: Eukaryota; Metazoa; Chordata; Aves; Apodiformes; Apodidae.
ACCGCCCAGGACAACUGGACACCAACAGUCACCCGCCAACAGCCACGCGCUGGGGACAACUCACAGCUGGCCAACUCACCACCGGACACUUGGUCACCACCGACUCUGCUGGGACACCUGCUCCCUGCCCGGCAGGACGUGCGUGGACAGAGGUGGAUCCGUGGACAGAACCGUGUCCAGCUCCACGGACAGAACCAGGUCCAGCUCCACGGACAGAACCAGGUCCAGCUCUCUGACCAGAACCAGGUCCAGCUCCACGGACAGAACCAGGUCCAGCUCCACGGACAGAACCAUGUCCAGCUCUCUGACCAGAACCAGGUCCAGCUCCACGGACAGAACCAUGUCCAGCUCUCUGACCAGAACCAGGUCCAGCUCCACGGACAGAACCAUGUCCAGCUCUCUGACCAGAACCAGGUCCAGCUCCACGAACAGAACCAGGUCCAGCUCCACGGACAGAACCAUGUCCAGCUCUCUGACCAGAACCAGGUCCAGCUCCACGGACAGAACCAUGUCCAGCUCUCUGACCAGAACCAGGUCCAGCUCCACGGACAGAACCAGGUCCAGCUCCACGGACAGAACCAUGUCCAGCUCUCUGACCAGAACCAGGUCCAGCUCCACGGACAGAACCAUGUCCAGCUCUCUGACCAGAACCAGGUCCAGCUCCAUGGACAGAACCAUGUCCAGCUCCAAGGACAGAACCAUGUCCAGCUCUCUGACCAGAACCAGGUCCAGCUCUGUGAACAGAACUGUGCCCAGACCCAUGAGCAGAACCAGAUCCAGCUCUCCCAGCUCCACCAGCAGAACCACAUGCAGAUCCAUGAGCAGCUCCACAGGGAGCAGCAGCUCCGCUCACAGGACUCCGAGUUCCACCAGAAAACUGUGUCUGGAGAGGAGGGGUCACGUGCAUGA